AAUUUAUUACAUUUACACAUUCUGUAAUGUGACUCUUUAUUUUGCAAAUUUUAUUAUUCUAAGUUUAGUACUGUAAUUUCCUAUAUUUUUUUUAUGGUCACUGAACUUCACAUGUCCCAGCAGACUUCCUGGCUGUAGCCCGUAUGUGUUGUCAGUCUGCUCUCUUCCAUGUGACGGUUUAGAGUGUAUAGAGAAGGCUGAUUGGAGACUCACUAUGAUUGUUUUCACCAGAAUAAACCAUGUUUGAGCUGGAAGAAAGACUGGGUGUCGUCUUUUGGGGAAAAACACAACGCAAAGGAGUACUACAUCGCUACAAUGGUGCCGUGACCCGUUCUUCUUCCUGGUGUUCCUGUGGGCUCAACGUGGGACAAACAACUCUCCAUCCAUCCGCUCCACGUGUGGUUUCAUCAGCUUUCUGACGGUGCAGUGAGUCGCUACUUGUGGCUUGGAGCCUCGUAUACUGUAUAUUCGCUUACUUACUGUGGACUGUAUUAUAUUUAAGGUAGCCUCAAGGAAAAAAAAAAAGAAAAAGUGUUUUCUCUUUAUUUGAGAAUUAAAUCUCAAAGGAAGAAAAAUAAGUGAUAAGAAGGAAAACAUUUUUUAAGUGAAAGAAAAAGUGUGGGGGAAAAAAAAAAAAAGUGUUUUAUAUUAAUUGAGAUUGUUUUCUUUUCUUUUUCACUAUGAAUGGGUUUAAUAUGUCAGGUAUUGGUCGGGGUGCAACAAGGUGGUUUAGUGAGUCACCGGCUGUGGGUGGGCUUAUGACGGACAAAAACUUUACUUCUACUCCUCACCGUGCUAAUGUUGCUCAUACUGUGUAUGAUGAUGCAAGUGCCACGGCAGAUAUGGGGGUGGGUGAGCAGUCUGCACCUCCCAGUCAAGAUGUUGAACAUGUCCCGGUUUCUCUUCUCGGUGACUUGGUGAGGCAGAUAGGGACCAGUAUAGGUGAAAACAUUGUUUCAUGUUUACAGUCCAUCCCAGCUGCUAAUGUUAGCCUUGCUCGGUCAAGUAUAGCUGAUCUUUCUAAGGUUAACCUGACUGUUUUUCAUGAUAGUUAUGAACCACAUACUUUCAGGGGAGACCACACUGACAGACCUUCCAUCUCUGAGUGGGAGGAAGCCAUCAGGCUUUAUCUGAGUAGGAGGGGCAUUGAGUUAUGUGAACAGGUAGAUGAGGUUCUGAGUAAGCUAAGGGGAAGGGCACGUGAUGUUGUGACUGUUGGGCUGCGCAGCAAACCUUCCUUGGACUUAAAGUCUGGCCCGCAACCUGUGUUUGACAUUCUUAAACAGCACUUUGGUGACUGUGACUUUCUUUAUGCCACUAGCCGACUUUUAUGAUACAAAGCCUCACUCCACCGAGAAUGCUGUGGAUUACUGGAUUCGGCUUAACAAAGCCAUUGACAAUGCAAUAGAAGGACUAAAGAGACAGGGCAAGACUCUUGAAAACCCAUCUCGUGAAGUAACAGUCAUGUUUAUCACGCACUGCCCUGACACUGAACUGUCUCUAGUCUUCAGCUGCAAGCCGUUAGAGGAGUGGACAGCUACUGAUAUUCAGGUGAGGCUGGAUGAACUCCACCGCAGAAGGCGUCUCCAACAGCGUCAGUCCACAUGUCCAGCUGACAGCUUACAGUCUACCCAGCCUGCGAGACUUCUGCAGAGUCAUGCUCAGUCUGUUGAGAGCACUCCUGCCGCACAAACAAAUACAGCUGGCAGAACAUUAUCAGCUGAGGGUCAGUCACUUGAACAUGUCAUUGUUCUGCUGGAACGCUUAUUGCAGCGGGAGGCCUCCCAGGGUUCGAGGCUACCUAGAUCAAGAAAUGGCGGCCGCACGAGAUUUCAGGGUCCAUGUAACAUUUGUCAGGAUGAUAACCAUGACACGAUGUCCCACUGCAGGAGAGAACGUCUCUGUUUCCGCUGCCAUGCUGCAGGACAUCGAGCUGUAACUUGUACUGCUGCUCCGGUCAGGGACACACCUGCUGCCCAACCUAGUGGUUCCAACCAGCAGGGAAACUAAAUGGCCCACAUGACCAGGGGACUAGUGGAGGGCCAAAAGACAUGUCCCCAAAUGAUUUUAACGAUGCUGACCUUGAGUCUAUCUACUCACAGUUCUGUGUUUUGUCGCAGUUGGCUGAGGGUGAUGAUGUUGCACGAGCUGUCGCGUUUGCCAGUAAGUCGCUCAACUAUGCCCAGUCCCGCUAUCCAGCACACAGGCUGGAGUUUCUCGCGCUCAAAUGGGCUGUUUGUGACAAAUUCAGUCACUGGCUGAGGGGACAGCCAUUUACCAUCUGGACUGACAACAACCCCUUAACGCAUAUCCUCACUAAACCAAAGCUCGAUGCCUGUGAGCAGAGAUGGGUGUCAAAGUUGGCCCCAUUCAACUUUGAGAUCAAAUACAUACCUGGCCCUAAAAAUGUGGUGGCAGACGCCCUCAGCCGUGAGCCAUUUAUGCAGCCAAGUGUGCUUCAUCGCCUAACUAAGGUCCCUUAUGGUGCACUCUUGGUGGAAGCAAGGGCCUUACAUUCUGACUGUGUGCAGGACGCUUUCCGUCUGUCCUGUGACCCAGUGCGCCGGCUGCAACUGCUCCAACCCCUCACUGUGGCCUCUGAAAACACUGUGGUGGUGCCCAGUGGGCAAACUAUCUCUGCCCAGUCAGUGACUGCUGUCCUUGAACAGUCUUUGGAUCAAGAGUGUCCACCUCCUUAUACUUUCCUUUUGCCUCAGCUCACCCAGUCCGUUCAACCACCAGAGCUGGCUGAUUUCCCCUCUCUUCCGAGAGAUGAGCUGAUUGCUAAACAGCGUGAUGACCCUUGCUUGGGUCGUGUGCUUCACUUUGUGGGACGGCAGCGGAGACCAUCAAGACGAGAACGUCCACACGAACCUGUCAAUGCUCUGCGACUCCUCAGACACUGGGACAGACUCAUCGUCAAGUCGGGUGUGCUAUAUCGCACUUCCAAAGAUAUGGUAACAAAGACAAAGACUUACCAGUACAUUGUACCCUCUGCUGUUAAGGAAAAAGUUCUCAAAGGAGUGCAUGACGAGGCAGGUCACCAGGGGAAGAGAAGGACGCUCUACCUGGCUCGACAGCGGUUCUAUUGGCAUGGAAUGGAAGGGGAUGUCAAGGACUAUGUGCGGCGCUGCCGUCGUUGUGUGUUCAGCAAGUCCCCUGAACCUGAGGCCAGAGCGCCACUCGAGAGUGUCAAGUCCUCCAGGCCUCUUGAGUUGGUUUGCAUUGAUUUCUGGUCAGCUGAAGAUUCCUCCAACAAGUCCAUAGAUGUGCUUGUUGUGUCUGAUCAUUUUACAAAGCUUGCGCAAGCCUAUCUCUGUCCCAACCAGUCAGCUAAGGCUGUCGCUCAGCAGCUCUGGAACAAUUUUUUUUGUGUACAUGGCUUUCCUGAGCGUGUGCAUUCUGAUCAGGGGGCGAACUUUGAGAGCAAUCUGAUCGCUGAAAUGCUCAAAGUUGCUGGUGUGGAGAAAUCUCACACAACUCCUUACCACCCCAUGGGUAACGGAGUGGUUGAAAGGUUCAAUCGCACCCUUAGAAAUAUGAUCAGAGCCCUUCCACCAAAGGCCAAGCAGCGGUGGCCCCAGCUCUUGAAAUCUCUAAUCUUCUCCUAUAAUGCCACUGUACACGAGACUACAGGCUUUGCCCCUUUUCAACUCAUGUUUGGCAGAACCCCCAGGUUGCCUGUGGACAUGGUGCUCCAGUCGGUGCUGUUGGAUGAUCAGGUGGUGGACUACGAUGAUUAUGUCCAGUGUCUCAGGCGUGACUUGGUGAAUGCUAUCAGGAUCGCUCAGACCUCAGCCACUAAACAGCAAGAGAGGCAAACCGACCUUUACAACCGUAAGCUGAGAGGUGCACCAGUGGAUGUUGGAGACAGGGUCUUGUUGGCUAACAAGGGAGAGAGAGGCAGGAGGAAACUUGCUGAUCGCUGGGAGAACCACCUCUACACUGUUGUGGAGAAACAGGAGAGCACUCAUACCUUCAGACUCAGGAACUGUGCUACAGACCAGGAGAGAGUGGUCCACAGGAAUCUCAUCAUGCCUGUGAAUUUUCUACCUGUUCCGACUGAACCUGAGGACCCUGGUUCUUUUGUCAGUGACCUGACUGAUGUGGAUGGAUCUGCCCUGGAUGUGGACAUUGAGGGACCGUCUAUGCUGCCUGACAGUGUACAGGACAGGACUGUCACAUUGGUGUCCCAGCUCCCAGUUUCCACUAGAGAUCAAAUGACAGCUGUGGCAGAUGUAGCCGCCAUGGAUGACUCAGUGGAGCCUGUAGAUGAACAUGACCAGUCCGGUCUGUGUGAUCUGACUGAACCCCAUUCCACUAUCACCACACCUCCAGAUAACGUGCUGCCAUCUUAUGCCGGUUCUGUUGUCACAGCAGGGGCAGUGCGUAACCUUCUCAGUGAUAGGACACUCGAUGUGAGAACGAGGUGUGGUAGAGCUGUUAGGCCAGUUGUUAGGCUUAUUCAAAAUAUGCACCAGAAAGUUCUUGCUGGUCGCUAAAUGGUUAUGCUAUGCGAUGUUCUUGAGAAAAGAUGUAUGUUUGAUUUCAGGUAUUUUGAUGGGGGAUCUGAGUUUUGUUUUAUUUCCUUCUGUCAGAACAGGGACAUCUGUGUGUGACUAAUGAUACAGUAUGUAUUCAGGCGAUGUCUAUCGGUACUGUUUAAUUUGAUUUGUGAGUGACUUAACAUGUAGAUGGGCAUGUUUUCCUAUGGGUGUCGAAAGGCUUUGCUAACCUUUCCCAUUCUAAUUCUUCAGGAAUAGUCUUGUGACUGGAAUACUCAGAAUCAGUGAUCUUAGUAGUACUGCACAAUCGAAUAGGAGGACACAUUUUUUUUCUGAGUGGUUUUUUUGGUACCUGGUGUGGUUUUUGUUUCAUAUUGUCUCACAGUCUACUCUAAUUUUUUGUGUUUUUUUUUUGGUUGAGCUUGAAGGAGCAAGUUGAGAUCAGUAGGGGGGAAUGUAACAGAGGUAAUUUAUGAUCUCAAUUGCUUACUGUCUUACUACUCCUCUUAAUUUAAUGUCAUUUUAUUUUAAUGUCAUCUUAUCUAAUUUAUUACAUUUACACAUUCUGUAAUAUGACUCUUUAUUUUGCAAAUUUUAUUAUUCUAAGUUUAGUACUGUAAUUUCCUAUAUUUUUUUAUGGUCACUGAAUGUCACAUGUCCCAGCAGACUUCCUGGCUGUAGCCCGUAUGUGUUGUCAGUCUGCUCUCUUCCAUGUGACGGUAGGUUGCCCCGUGUAUUAGCUUGAUAGCUUUCAGCUAACUUAUUAGCAGGCUAGCUAUGUUGCUGUAGGCAUAAAGGAGACACAUUUAUGUUAAGUUUUGUUUUGUUUUAUUUCUGUGCAGGUUUAGAGUGUAUAGAGAAGGCUGAUUGGAGACUCACUAUGAUUGUUUUCACCAGGUAUUGUGUGUUUUUUUAUCGUGUGUUAAUGUGUUAGUCAGUCUGCUCUCUUCCAUGUGACGGUUUAGAGUGUAUAGAGAAGGCUGAUUGGAGACUCACUAUGAUUGUUUUCACCAGAAUAAACCAUGUUUGAGCUGGAAGAAA
Molecule: messenger RNA, 5546 nt
Organism: Nerophis lumbriciformis (worm pipefish)
Lineage: Eukaryota; Metazoa; Chordata; Actinopteri; Syngnathiformes; Syngnathidae
Source: RefSeq, a predicted model, not a curated record